This is a messenger RNA of Mercurialis annua (annual mercury), 1276 nucleotides long. RefSeq names its product ethylene-responsive transcription factor SHINE 2-like. Bases 196 to 807 code for a protein of 203 amino acids. The transcript is spliced from 2 exons. The record is from RefSeq and is a predicted model, not a curated record. Gene Ontology annotation, biological process: regulation of DNA-templated transcription. NCBI's taxonomy places the organism in Eukaryota, Viridiplantae, Streptophyta, Magnoliopsida, Malpighiales, Euphorbiaceae. Gene Ontology annotation, molecular function: DNA-binding transcription factor activity; DNA binding.
UAAUUGCAAACUUUAGACUUUUCAAUCCAAUUCACCGACAAAAUAUCACAUUAUAACAUUAAUAAAUCUCUCUUCACAUAAUUUAGUACUCUCUCAUUCACCUUUUUCAUUUCCUCAUCUCUCUAAUAUCAAUCACUUAAUCAAUAAAUCUCUGCAAUUUUCUCAUUCCACCAUUAACAUUAUAUCAACAAAAAAAUGGUACACUCAAAAAAAUUCAGAGGAGUCAGGCAGCGCCAGUGGGGCUCUUGGGUUUCAGAAAUUCGCCACCCUUUACUGAAGAGGAGGAUAUGGCUAGGUACAUUUGAGACAGCAGAGUUAGCAGCAAGAGCAUAUGAUCAAGCAGCUAUACUCAUGAGUGGCCAAAAUGCUAAAACUAAUUUUCCUAGGAGUGAUCUUGAAGAGACGAUUACUUCUGAAGAUAAUAACGAGUCUACAUCACUGUCUUCUUCUAAAGCUUUGUCUGAAUUACUUAAUACUAAGCUUAAAAAAUGUUGUAAUAAAGACCCAUCUCGUGCUUCACUCACUUGUUUAAGGCUCGAUAAUGACAAUUCUCAUAUCGGGGUAUGGCAGAAGCAUUCCGGCUCUCGUUCGACCUCAAAUUGGGUCAUGAAAGUCGAGCUCGGGAACACGAAGAAGAAACAAGUGAUGGAAGAGGAAGGAUCCUCCUCGUCGAUAUUAUCAUCAAUAUCGUCACUCACAUCAGUAUCAUCGCCAACAACAACAGUUGGAACUGAAUCUAGGGAUAGUACAAAUGAAGAAGAUAGAAUUGCAAUGCAAAUGAUAGAAGAACUACUUAACUGGAAUUAACAAGUUAUACCUACCCAGUCAAUGUCAUGGUAACAUUUAUAGACGGAUUUUCUAUCCGGCAGAAUCCGUCGGUUAUCUGUUGUUUUCUAAAAGCGACUCACUUCACACGUCAUCAGGUUUGUUGGAGCCUAGGCAAUAAAAAAUUGUCACCUCGCAAAUGAUAUCAAAAACUCAUAUAUAAUAUAUAGUUUUAUUGGUCUCUCAAGUAUAUAUAUAUAUUUGUAUAUGUAGUCAUGUAUUGCCUAAUCAAAGCAAGGAAAAUCAGGAAUUAUACACAAGUAUGGAGAUGGUGUAUGUGAUCUGUCACUUGGAAUCUAAGAUUUUUGUGAUGAAAGAUGCUUUAUUAUUCUGUAAAUAGGGUUUGGAGUUAUUGAUGAGGGUGAUAGAAUGCUAUCUCUCUGUCCUUGAUAUUAAUGUAAUAGACGAUGAAUCUUCUUAAUAAGAAAGAAAAAUAUCCUUCCUUUGUUAA